AUGGAGAAGAAGAAAGAGGAGACCCCGACAAAUGAACUGCGGUACCGCGGGGUCCGGCGGCGGCCAUGGGGGAAGUUUGCAGCGGAGAUAAGGGACCCGACGAAGCAAGGUGCAAGGCUGUGGCUGGGGACAUUUGAGACAGCUGAGGAAGCAGCAAGAGCUUAUGACGAAGCAGCUUACAACUUCAGGGGUCAUCUUGCAGUUCUUAAUUUCCCCCAACACUACAAUCUUCCUCCUCCUCCGCCAUAUCACCCAUUCUCUUCCUCUUCUUUUUCUCCUCCUCCUCCUCCUCUUCUUGCUUAUGGAGCUACUGAUGACCAUGCAGCUUCCUCAACUGCUGGACAGGACGCCCGGAGGGAAGUUAUUGAGUUUGAGUGCCUGGAUGAUAAGGUGUUGGAAGAGCUUCUUGAACAUGGAAAGAAUUAUCCAAGUUGUUGGUUAGAAAUGUGA
Neltuma alba is the source of this 450-nucleotide messenger RNA. RefSeq names its product ethylene-responsive transcription factor ERF098-like. Bases 1 to 450 code for a protein of 149 amino acids. Gene Ontology annotation, molecular function: DNA binding; DNA-binding transcription factor activity. The record is from RefSeq and is a predicted model, not a curated record. Gene Ontology annotation, biological process: ethylene-activated signaling pathway; regulation of DNA-templated transcription. Lineage: Eukaryota; Viridiplantae; Streptophyta; Magnoliopsida; Fabales; Fabaceae. The transcript has 2 exons.